Messenger RNA from Theobroma umbraticum, 2189 nucleotides. RefSeq lists its product as uncharacterized. The record is from RefSeq and is a predicted model, not a curated record. NCBI's taxonomy places the organism in Eukaryota, Viridiplantae, Streptophyta, Magnoliopsida, Malvales, Malvaceae.
CCCCACUUUCUCUUUGUAGCUUGUCCCCUUUCGUUUAUUCUUGAACUUGAAAAUAAUUCCUUGCUGAUUUUUUUUUUUGCUUUUUUUUGUAAAAGGGUAGGCUUUAUUUGUGGAGUGGAGUUAUUAGAUUCCCAUAUGUCAGCAGUGCAAGAAGAAGACAUGAUGGUGGACUUCAGCCAAAAUUAAUUGCUUUGCUUGCAUCUGGCUCUGGUGUUCAUUUGUUUCUCUUUGGAGAUGCUUUGUCUAAAGGCAGAAGCUUUGGAUGAAGACCACCAUCCUCAAAGUCCUAUUAAUAACAGCAGCAAUGGGAAUGAAAAUUGCAAUGGUGGUAAUAAUGGGGGUUUUAUUUUACCAAUCAACUGGGCAAGCUCUAUUAAUAGAUAUUUGCAAUGGAAAAGUGGCAAGGUUUGGAGCAGGUCAUUUUCAGCUGGUGACGACCCUUGUACCUCUUGUUCUGAGUUGCAGGAUACUAAGCCCCAGGAAAGGAGUGGACAAGAGAAAAGUCAGCAGAUGUGCCAUUAUAAGUACCAGCUUGAACAAGAUGUUAAAAAGUUGCAGCAGCAGUUGCAGGAAGAGACUGAUUUGCACUUAGCUCUAGCAAGUGCAGUCGAACACUGUGGUUCACCUUCUCCUAAUUCUCCCAGCAAGCUUCCAGAUAAGGUCCAGGAGCUUUUAGAUAGCAUAGCUGUUCUAGAGAUUACAGUAUCAAAGCUUGAGCAAGAAUUUGUUUCUUUACAAUAUCAGCUUAGUCAGGAGAGGAAUGAGCGACGUCUCGCUGAGUACCGUUUUAAACAUUUGCCAUGUGCCGCACCAUCUGUUUUUGAUAGCUCUCUGGCUUACUUAACAGAACCAAUUGCAAGACAUUGUAAUGAAGAGGAAGCAGAAGCAAAUAUGGAUGAUAUGCCUCUACCGCAGGCUGUUCUCGACAAAGAUCAUUUUGUGGAGAACCUUUGGCAUCAUCCCAAUCAGCUAGCUGAAGAAAUGGUCCUGCGUAUGAGAGAUAUUUUCAUCUUCUUAGCAGAUUCAUCCAAGCUUUCUUCUUCCCAGUAUUUGGUGUCACAAGCUUCACCUCAUUGCCACCUUGCCAACUUUUUGGAAUCUUUCUCAGACUCAUCCAUUGCAACUUCCUUAGUAAAAAGUCCCUCCGGAGGUGGUGCAUAUGAUCCAUAUGGAGUCUCUGGCAAAGUGGACUGGACAAGUUGUAUUGGGGCCUACAGCGCAGCAGUUGAAGUCUCAUGGUUGUCUGUUGGGAAGAAAGAACUUGAAUAUGCUGCUAUGGGUCUAGAAAGAUUCAGAUUACUUGUUGAGCAGUUGGCCAGAGUGAAUCCAUCUCAAAUGAGUUGCAGUGAGAAGCUGGCAUUUUGGGUUAACUUGUAUAAUGCUUUGAUUAUGCAUGCAUAUUUAGCAUAUGGAGUUCCAAGAAACGAUAUCAAACUAUUUUCCUUGAUGCAGAAGGCUGCCUAUAUUGUUGGAGGACUUUCAGUGAGUGCAGCUGACAUAGAAUGCACCAUUUUAAAGAUGAAUCCUGCUGCUUAUCGUCCACAAAUUGCUGGAUUUCUUGCACUUCAUAAAUUCAAGGCAUCUGAUGAGCAGCAGAAAUAUUCAAUUGAUCAUCCUGAGCCUCUUCUAUAUUUUGCUUUAAGUUGUGGGUUGCAUUCUUCGCCCGCGGUGAGGAUUUUCAAGCCUGGAAAUGUGAAUGAGUUGCUAAAAAGGUCACUGAAAGAUUACAUUCAGGCAUCUGUUGGUAUAAGUAACAAAGGGAAACUAUUGGUGCCUAAAUUGUUGCAUUCUUUUGCCAAAGGAGUUAUUGAAGACUCACUGUUACCCGAUUGGAUUUGUAAAUUCUUAUCAGCACAGCAAGCCUCCAUGGUUAGAGAUUGUUUAUCGCGUAAUAAGUGGAGGCUCCUUGGCGCUCGAAGCUUCUGUGUCCUACCUUUUGAUUCAAGAUUUCGCUUUCUCUUCCUAUUGGAUGAUAGGAACUCCCUUACCUCACCACCCAACUCGUAAAAGGUUAUGGGAAACAGAUUGUAAAAUCUCAUGCUUAGACUUCUAAAGCAGGGAAUUCUUGAACACACCAGCUGUAUCCGUGUUACCUGCCAGUAAUGUGUAUAUUGCUUGGUCCGAGUAGAACCAGCAAGGAUCAAAUUGUACAGUAGUAGUGGCCGUCAAUGGAAAUUUUCUUGGAUGAA